GAGCUAGAAUUUUACAGGGAAUACAGGGUGUGCUCUGGAAGCCAAGCCUCCUAGAGAUUUGGUGGAGAAAGGGAAAGGGAAAAAGUCUAGAAAACAGUGGAGAGCCCAGACCCUGGAGGCAUAAAAUCCAGGGUGAGGCACUCAGUUUUUAUCUGGGGGAGUGGGUGAAACUGAGGGUUCUGAUUAGGAAGACGUGUGAGUGAGAGGCUUGAGGAAGACUCUAGAUGAGAAUACAUCCUGGGGACAGAACCCAGAUUGGCUUCAUCUAGAUAUGAAUGUAAACUGAAGGGACUGAUAUUUGAGAGCUACGUGAAAGAAGGUGAACCAGCUGAUUGAACCAUGGCGACAACUCCUGCUGCUGCCUUUGAGGCCCUCAUGGACGGAGUGACGAGCUGGGAUGUCCCCAAAGGCCCCAUCCCCAGUGAACUCCUUCUUAUUGGAGAGGCUGCCUUCCCGGUGAUGGUGAAUGACCAGGGCCAGGUCCUCAUUGCUGCUUCCUCCUACGGCCAAGGCCGCCUUGUGGUUGUGUCCCAUGAGGGCUACCUACUGGACGCUGGCUUGGCCCCAUUUCUUCUCAAUGCAGUGGGCUGGCUCUGUCCCUCUCCUGGGGCUCCCGUUGGAGUGCACCCAUCCCUGGCAUCACUAGCAAACAUCCUGCAGGGCUCUGGGGUUGAGGCACAGGUUCAACCAGAACCGAGAGAACCCCUGGGGGUUUACUGCAUCAAUGCGUACAAUGACUCCAUGACUGCAGAGCUGAUCCGGUUUGUGAAACGUGGAGGGGGCUUGCUCAUCGGGGGCCAAGCCUGGUAUUGGGCCAGUCAGCACGGUCAUGACAAGGUGCUGUCCAAGUUCCCAGGGAACCAGGUGACCAGUGUGGCUGGGGUGUACUUCACUGAUACGUGUGGGGACAUAAGCCGGUUCAAGGUGUCUAAGAAGGUGCCCAAGAUCCCUCUCCAGGUCAGGUGUGGGGAGGAUCUCAGACAGGAUCAGCAGCAGCUGCUGGAAGGGAUCUCAGAGCUGGACAUCAAGACGGGGGGAAUCCCCUCGCAGCUCCUGGUGCACGGGCCCCUGGCCUUCCCCCUGGGCCUAGAUGCCUCUCUCCGCUGCUUCCUGGCAGCUGCCUGCUACGGCAGGGGCCGGGUGGUCCUGGCUGCCCACGAGGGCAUGCUUUGUGCUCCCAAGAUGGGGCCCUUUUUGCUCAAUGCUGUGCGCUGGUUGGCCAGAGGCCAGACGGGCAAAGUUGGGGUGAACACACGUCUAGAAAACCUGUGUGCUCUGCUGUCAGAGCAUGGCCUGGAAUGCAGUCUGGAGCCCCACCUGACGGGUGACUUGCGUGUCUACUGUUGUGUGGCUUACUGUGACAAGGAGGCUAAGAGGCUGCAGGAGUUUGUGGCUGAGGGUGGGGGCUUGCUGAUUGGGGGCCAGGCCUGGUGGUGGUCCUCCCAGAACCCCGGCUGCUCCGCUUUGGGUAGUUUCCCUGGUAACAUCAUAGUCAACUGCUUUGGCCUCAGCAUCCUAGCUCGGACUCUGGACCCCGGCUGUUUCCCUGUCCCUACGCCCGAGAAGCGGAGCUACCACUUCCGCAAGGCACUGUCUGAAUUCCAGUCUAUCUUGAACCAUAGGGGUGGGAACUUGGAAAAGAGCUGGCUGGCAAAGCUGGGGGCAGAUGGGGCAGCCUUCCUACAGAUUCCCGCAGAGGGGGUCCCUGCUUAUGCUUCCUUGCACCGGCUCCUGAGGAAGAUGCUGCGUCUGUCGGGCCUGCCAGCUGUGAGCCGGGAAAACCCAAUUGCCAGUGACUCCUGUGAGGCUACAGUGCUCUGCCUGGCCACGGAGCUGGCACACUCCAGCACUGACUGCUCCGAGCUGGCACAGGGGCUUGGACCCUGGUCCUGCAGCUCCAAUAGGUACCCCUCAGAAGACGCCAUCACAGUGGAGAUUGAUGGAAGCAACCCAGGCAGCGGUGAUUCCUGGGUGAGUACAGGGCUUUACCUCCUAAAUGGACAAAAUGCAGAAGUCUCCUUGUCUGAAGCUGCAACCUCUGCUGGCUUGAAGAUACAGAUUGGCUGCCACACCGAUGACUUGACAAGUGCCAGCAAGCUGUCUCGAGCCCCAGUGGUGACUUACCAGUGCAGUAUGGACAGGACCAAACGGUCGGUCUCCUGCCUCUGGGGUGGCCUUCUCUAUGUCAUCGUGCCCAAAGGCAGUAAACUGGGCCCUGUGUCCAUCACCAUCAAGAGAGCUGUGCCUGCCCCGUAUUACAGGCUGGGUAAGACAUCCCUGGAGGAGUGGAAGAAGCGUAUCCAGGAGAGCCCAGCUCCCUGGGGAGAGCUGGCAACAGAGAAUAUCAUCUUGACAGUGCCGACUGCAGACCUCCGGGCCCUGGAGGACCCCGAGCCCAUGCUCCACCUCUGGGAUGAGAUGAUGCAGGCUAUAGCCAAGCUGGCGGCCCAGCCCUUCCCUUUCCGCCGUCCAGAAAGGAUUGUUGCUGACGUGCAGAUCUCAGCCGGCUGGAUGCACUCAGGAUACCCCAUCAUGUGCCACCUGGAGUCAGUGCAGGAGUUCAUCAGUGAGAAUGUCAUGAGAAACAGAGGUCUGUGGGGACCCAUCCACGAGCUGGGCCACAACCAGCAGAGGCAUGGGUGGGAGUUCCCCCCCCACACCACCGAGGCCACCUGCAACCUGUGGUCAGUCUAUGUGCACGAGACGGUCCUGGCCAUCCCCAGGGCUCAAGCCCACCCAGCUCUGAGCCCUCCAGAACGAGAGAAGAGGAUCAAAACGCACCUGGGAAAGGGAGCCCCCCUGCGUGACUGGGACGUGUGGACGGCUCUGGAAACAUAUCUACAGCUCCAGGAGGCCUUUGGGUGGGAGCCGUUCACCCAGCUCUUUGCUGAGUACCAGACCCUCUCUGGCAUCCCCAGAGACAACGCUGCCAAGAUGAAUCUGUGGGUGAAGAAGUUCUCUGAAAAGGUGCAGAAGAAUCUGGCUCCUUUCUUUGAGGCUUGGGGCUGGCCUGUCCAGAAGGAAGUGGCUGCCAGCCUGGCCUGUCUGCCUGCGUGGCAGGAAAACCCCAUGUGGGUGUACAUCCAGGCUGAGGGCUAAAAAAUGUGCACCAAGGGGUGUGUGUGGAGGGGGAGUGAUCCCUCACCAACUCCGCCACCCUGCUUCUUGCCUACUGUGCCUUGAGCCUGAAUCCUACUUCCCGUCCUCAGGAAGCCCUUUAAGGUCCUAAGACAAAGUGAGACCAACUUUCUUAGGAAAAUGCUGCUGUGCUUCUUUUAUUAUUUCUCCGCUUUGCUCUUGCCCUCACCGAGAGACUUGCUUCACCAUCCUCGUCCUCCAGCAGAGGAUGUUUCAUCUUGCAGUCUCUUGGCUUCUGUUUAUGAGCAAUAGUUCUAAACACCAUGGAUUCCUUUAUAAUCGGAUAUCACUUCUUCACCCCAGCCGGCCCUGAACAAAACUCUUGAUUUCUGCUCUGAGAAGCUUUCUAACAGCAAGCGAGACAGGCUGGUGUGACGGAGAGAGCCCUGUACCAGCUUUGUUUCUAUGGAAAAUCAUUGAACUCUCUCUGCGUCUGGAUUCUUACCCAUGAUAUGGGGAUAGAAAUCUAUUGUUGGAUGAUGUGAACAUGUUUGAACACCACCUGUAUAUGCAUGUAAGGGAGCUCUUCAGCUUUCACCAAGCCCCAUAGCGACCUGUCUGCCAGUUUCAGGUGGACAACCUGAAAACUGAAGCUCCCUUCAGAGUCGACCUCCUUGAGGUUAGCAUUCAGUCCUUGUGUGAAAGUUUUUAGUGAACAUCAGUGUUGUUCCCAGACAUGGUAUGAUAGUCUUCAAGAUCCUAGCCCAUCCUAUAUGUCCUUUCUCCUGCCUCUGGAAGAAUUGUUGGAUAUAACCUAACCCCAAGAAUGGUGUAAACUCAAAAGAGAUGGUGUGAACUCAAACUGGAGGUUACAAAGCUAUUGGAGUUUGCUCUUCUUGGUUAGUUUCAUCUUUGACUACUUUUGCUUCAACCAAAGGAAAAAAAUCAUUCUAGCAUCCCUACCAACUCCAUAAGCCUGUUGGUUCUUAGCGCAAAACAGGCAGCUGCCUCCUCUGGUCACCUUGGAAUCAAGGUACUGUCAGUUGUUGACAGCUGCUGUGCUGAGAGGGCUGUGGACAGGACGGGCUCCAAUGGAACAGGACUCCUGGGUGCAGCAGACCGAAUUAACCCACACUCAUUUAUUAUCCCACAACCCAGCAUCCCCAGGCUUUCUCAUAAUUUCAUUCCAACCCAUCCUGGCUCUUUGGCUGGGUUGCUUUCGAAGUAGAAACUCAUCUCCAGGAUUAAUGGGGUUUACACCUACCCAUUUCUUCUAGCUUGUUUUUAAACCAUAUUUUUGUUGUUUUCAAUAUCAUUCCAUGGGCUUUGUUGAAAGAAUAGAGCAGCUCCUCAGAUGGAGAACUGACCUAGGGAAUGUCUUUUUCUGCAUCCCAUCAGUGCAUUCUUCUCCCAAUUCUAGGAUAAUUUCCUCUUGUUUCACUAGUGUCUUUUUCAGGUGCUUUUCACAUGAAAGGUGCUCAAUAAAUAUUUGUUAAUGAAAGAAGAGUAAUGACACCUAACACACAAUGAGCAGGCAUUAUGUCCCAGGCAUUGUGUGAGGUAUUUCCUAUGAAUUAUUUCAUGGAAACUUCACAACAGACCUCUGCGGUUGGUGUUAUUAUUAUCCCAUUUCAUAGACAAGAAAACGAACGUUUAGAGAUAUUAGAUAACUUCUGGAGUCACAAAGCUAAUAAGAGGAAGAGCUGGGGCUUGACUGAAGCCCAGAGCAAUGAAAAAGUUGUGGCAAUUUAUUCCAUAAAUGAUUUUCAGUUUAGACAGAAAUUCACCUAGAAAAUGGAACUUCAACAAAGUUCUGACUUACCCCAUGUUCACUACUGAAUUUUUAUUAAAUAUCAAAUGUAACCACCAAGAGAGUAUUCAUACCUGAUUUUGUGGUUAUCUCAGCAUGUUAUUAUCUUCCAUACAGGUUGAGAAAGGAUUUGAACCCAGGUAAUUCAACUCCAGAACUGGUAUUCUUACCCAUGAUGUUAGGGAUGAGUAAAUGAAUGGAUGAUGCUAGGUUGCCAUAGAGACAAAGACAAAACCUGACCUUUCCCCACAUUCUCUGUAGUGGAAGUUGGAGCCCUUCUCCCUCUUACAGAGAGACUAUCUCUGUUGCUUGUUUCUAAGUUCGGAAUUAAUUGUGUGUAAUUGGGACACUCAAAGUAUUCUGUAUUCGAGAGCACACUAGCUCCCAAGGAUGUCAAUGCAGGUCUAUGAAUCAUCAAUAAAUGCCAUUUGC
Molecule: messenger RNA, 5320 nt
Organism: Hippopotamus amphibius kiboko
Lineage: Eukaryota; Metazoa; Chordata; Mammalia; Artiodactyla; Hippopotamidae
Gene: TCAF2
Product: TRPM8 channel associated factor 2
Exons: 8
Coding region: 340-3099 (919 amino acids)
Biological process (GO): negative regulation of anion channel activity
Source: RefSeq, a predicted model, not a curated record